Molecule: messenger RNA, 966 nt
Organism: Hyaena hyaena (striped hyena)
Lineage: Eukaryota; Metazoa; Chordata; Mammalia; Carnivora; Hyaenidae
Gene: CUNH8orf88
Product: chromosome unknown C8orf88 homolog
Exons: 7
Coding region: 226-579 (117 amino acids)
Biological process (GO): negative regulation of translational initiation
Cellular component (GO): cytoplasm
Molecular function (GO): eukaryotic initiation factor 4E binding
Source: RefSeq, a predicted model, not a curated record
CGCGCGGCGGGAGCCGUUCCCCGACGGGCAGCGGGGCGCUGGGCCGCCGCGUUUGGGUUGAGCGCGGCGACGCUGCUGCCCCGAAAUCCUCCCCGAUCUUGAGGCGGUAAAUGGUUUAUUCUACACGACACAUGGAUGUUGGCCUCUUUCUAUUAUGAAUAAUCCAGGAGGUGAUGAGGAACUGAAGUUUCCUAAACAGUAUGGAACCUCAAGGUCUUUGUGAUAAUGGAAACCAAAAAAUUGAUUGGUAAACCGCUUCAACCAGCAAGACCUGUUCGUCAUCUGACUUCUUCCCCUGGAGUAGUAUUCCCUUUCAACUUUCAGAACGAAUAUCCGUGCAACACUCAGUGCUUACAAAGUGGAGUUAGCAGAUGUAAGACGAAUGGAAUGCAAGCCUUUUCUCAAGGUCAUAAUGAACAACAGCAACAUCAGUCUCCAGUUAAAAAAGAGAGAAUUAAAUACAGCAGAGAUUUCCUGUUGAAGCUCUCAAGUGUUUCCAUCUGCAGAAAAAAACCAGACUUUCUGCCUGAUCAUCCCAUUGUGCUUAAAAAACCAGAAAACCACCAAAGUUUUAAGUAGCAUUUUAAGAACAGAUGAAUUUGAAGAUAAUUACUUGUUUUAUAUUUUGGACACCUGCAAAUGAAGUGGAUAUAGUAACAAUAACUGUAAUGGACUGUGACAAUUCAGUAUAAUUUUGAUGGUUGGGUAUUUGGUUUCUCCUAAAAUGAGAAAGGUAUUUUAAACUAUAAAGAAUUUUCUAAUCAGUUUCAACUUUGCAGGCAGUUUCCUGCAUAAAUUGGGAAGUAACACUGGAAAGUAGGAAUUUGGUUAGUAAAGUGGGAAGACUAUUUAUAAUUUGCAUGCUACUUGCAAUUUUUUUUUUGUUUUGUUUUUCAUCUCUUGUAAUAAUGGACUGGAAAUGUAAGCUGUAAAGAUUCUCAAAUAUAAAGUAUUUGCUAUGAUGUA